This is a messenger RNA of Aphanomyces astaci, 1011 nucleotides long. RefSeq lists its product as hypothetical. The transcript has a single exon. Lineage: Eukaryota; Oomycota; Saprolegniomycetes; Saprolegniales; Verrucalvaceae. The record is from RefSeq and is a predicted model, not a curated record. The coding region runs from base 183 to 920 and encodes 245 amino acids.
CUGGAUUCCAACUCGAAAUCCGGAUAAUAUUGUCGUCAAUCCCUUGCUGGUGAAACGCCAAAAGCUGGCGUCAACGCGAACACGAUUCCGCUAUACUGUCGCCACUCUGCCUCUUGUUGACCGUCGUACUAGGCCUAAACUUUGCAGUCCUCAUCGUAGUCCACAUCACGAACGCGCCCUUCAUGGUGUUUUCUACUCCAGCGCCGUCAAUGCUGCCAAUUCAUGUGCACUGGGCGCACGCCGUGAACUCUCAAGCAUCGCUGGCCUCGGCCUUGGCCCAAGACCAAGCCAUCGAAGCCGACAUAUUACUCAACUCGGACAACAUACCUGUGAUGGCCCACCCGCCGGCCAUCGACAGCGACCUCACCUUGCGAGCCUUCCUUGCCCAGGUGGAACCUGGCGUAGGCGUUGUCAAACUCGACUUCAAGAGCGAUGCCGCGUUCCAACAAGCGCUGCCAUUGCUUCGUGACUUGAGUUUGCCACUCAAGUCACGUCUUUGGAUCAAUGCAGAUAUCCUCCUAGGAAGUAAUGCCGAAGAGCCCAAGUUCUCCGCCCCGCAUUUCGUCGCCGAGGCAAUCCGCCUUCGCGUGGGAAAACUCAGCUUGGGCUGGACCACCUCCAAGCACAGCACGGAAUACACACCAGCCAUGGUUCGUGAGAUGCUGCACCUUCUCUCUGAAUACGACUCCUCCAUCGCUGCCACAUUUCCCAUCAAGGCCAGUUUGGUCCGCGGCAGCUGGGAAGCUCUCAAGGCUCUGUAUGCAAAUCCUGCAUUUGGCAUGACUCUGUGGCUGAAUGAAGCCCUAAGCGAAGGCGAUUUGGUCUGGCUAUACGAAACGCUUGAGACUUCGUCUCUGCAAGGACGCACGUACUAUGACUUGCACGGAUGGAACGCCCUCGUCCGGCACAAGGGAUGGUGAAAGGAACGGUGUAAUUUCCACGGAAGUGUCCACUUUUAACGUCAUAAAUUGAUUUUAACAGUACUGGAAUAACACUAAGCCAAUCACUGAG